AUGGGUUCAUACCAGGAUGAUAGACUGCCCUAUGGCAUUUCUUCAGACAGCUAUGGAAAAUCUAUUGAAGGAGAUUCCUGGAGUGGAGCCAGGUCUCUAGACAAACUCUAUAAUUUUGCUGAUUGCUCUGGCCUCCACCUCAUCUUUGCAUUGAAUGCUUUGCGCCGGAACCCCAACAAUUCAUGGAACAGCUCCAAUGCCCUCAGCCUGCUCAAAUACAGUGCCAGUAAGAAGUACAACAUCUCCUGGGAACUGGGCAAUGAACCAAAUAACUACCGAGCCCUGACAGGGCGAGCAGUGAAUGGCACUCAGUUGGGCAAGGACUACAUGCAGCUGAAGAGGCUGAUGCAGCUGAUUCGCACCUACUCCCGAGCCAGUCUGUAUGGGCCCAACAUUGGGAGGCCUAGGAAGAAUGUUGUAGCCCUCCUGGAUGGGUUCAUGAAGGUUGCAGGGAACACAGUGGAUGCUGUUACCUGGCAACAUUACUACCUUGAUGGCCGAGUGGCCAAGGUGACGGACUUCCUGAAAACGCGCCUGUUAGACACACUCUCUGACCAGAUCAGGAAAAUCCAGAAAGUUGUCAGUGCACAUGUGCCUGGAAAAAGGAUUUGGCUGGAGGGAAUCGGGGCCACCUCUGAAGGAGGCAUCACCAACCUCUCAGAUUCCUAUGCCGCCAGCUUCCUGUGGCUGAACUCUCUUGGGAUGCUGGCCAGCCAGGGCAUUGAUGUGGUAAUGCGACAUUCAUUUUUUGACCACGGGCACAACCACCUGGUGGACCAGAACUUCAACCCAUUACCGGAUUACUGGCUCUCCCUGCUCUACAAGCAGCUUGUCGGGCCCCGGGUGCUUGCUGUGCAUGUGGCUGGGCUGCAGAGGAAACCUCGCCCCGGCCGGGUGAUUCGUGAUAAGUUACGCAUCUACGCACACUGCACCAGCUAUCACAACCACAAUUAUGUCCGUGGUUCCAUCACACUUUACAUCAUUAAUUUGCAUCGGUCCCGGAAGAAAAUCAAGUUGGUGGGGACCCUUCGUGACAAGCUCGUCCAUCAGUACGUGCUGCAGCCCUAUGGUCAGGAAGAGCUACACUCGAGGUCAGUGCAGCUUAAUGGACAGCUGCUCGCCAUGGUGGAUGACGGGACCCUGCCUAAUCUGAAGCCUCGCCCUCUCCGUCCCGGCCGGACCCUGGUCAUCCCGCCACUCACCAUGAGCUUCUAUGUGGUGAAGAAUGUGAAUGCUCUGGCCUGCCGAUAUCGGUAGCUCCACCCACCCCACUGCCAAGGACAGACCUGCCAGGCCCUCGUGGGGCAUCUCUUGGCAAGUGCUUGCUUCUCAGGCAGGCUAUGCAGAUAGCCUUCACAGGCAUACGACGAUGCAAAGGCCUCUGAGAAACUUGGUGG
Molecule: messenger RNA, 1397 nt
Organism: Elgaria multicarinata webbii
Lineage: Eukaryota; Metazoa; Chordata; Lepidosauria; Squamata; Anguidae
Product: inactive heparanase-2-like
Exons: 10
Coding region: 1-1257 (418 amino acids)
Biological process (GO): extracellular matrix organization
Cellular component (GO): extracellular matrix; membrane
Molecular function (GO): hydrolase activity, acting on glycosyl bonds
Source: RefSeq, a predicted model, not a curated record